GGACAGGCAGACGAAACCAACAAGUCCAAACAGAACCACGUCUCCGCUGCGAUGGUGGUUUAGUCCCGUUGAGCAGGUUCUGGUCGCCGCCGGGGUUUGUUUUUGGCUCUCUCCCCCAGUUGGAGCCUUCUUCACUUGUUGCUCCUCCUUCUCCUCCUCCCGCUCCUCCUCCUCCUUGGUUUACUAAGGUCGCAGCUGAGGAAGGAAACUGGAGGUAGUCUGAGAAGAGCUGGACCAGAACUGAGCGCAACAGAGACGCAAACCGAGAUGGCUGAGAAUAAAGCGGGUCCGAACCUCCAGGCUGGAGCGGGAUUCCUGGCCAAAAGGGUCCAGAAGUCCUUGAGUCGUGCACAGGAGAAGGUUCUUCAGAAGCUGGGGAAAACCAUGGAGACCAAAGAUGAGCAGUUUGAGCUCUGUUUGCUGAACCUCAACAAGCAGCAGGCUGACGGGAACAGGUUGUUUAAAGAUGUCAGAUCCUACUACGCAGCAGUGAGAGCCGUGCACGAGGCGUCCAAGCGGCUGUCCCAGACUCUAAAGGACGUCUAUGAAACCGACUGGGAGGGAGUGGAGGACCUGUCUGUUAUCACAGAGAGUGAGAACCUGCUGUUGAACGACCACGAGGAGAAGCUGAACGAUCAGGUUGUCCACAUCAUGGAGAACUACACAAGCCAGUUUCCAGAAGUCAAGGAACGGGUUUCAAAGCGUAAUCGUAAGCUGGUGGAUUACGAUUCGGCUCGCCAUCAUCUGGAAGCUGUGCAGAGUGCAAAGAAGAAGGAUGAAGCCAAGGUUUCCAAGGUGGAGGAAGAGUUCAACAAAGCCCAGAAUGUCUUUGAAGAGAUAAAUAAUGAGCUGCGAGAGGAGCUGCCUGUUCUCCAUCAGAGUCGAAUCGGUUGUUAUGUGACUGUGUUCCAGAACAUCUCCAACCUGAGAGACGUCUUCUAUAAAGAAAUGAGUGUGCUGAAUCGUGAACUGUACAACGUGAUGAAAAAACUGGAGACCCAGCACUCGGGCAAAGCUUUCAUCAUCAAAGGUUUGAACAGCAGCACAGCGGGCAAGACUAAAAAAAGAAGGUCCCUGGUUAUCUCCAAUCCCGUCCCUUGCAACACGGCCUUCCCAGCCGACCACAUCUCUAUUCAUUCCUCCACCCAAAACGGCAAAGACGAUGCUUGUCCUUCACUGACGCAGCGGACUCCGAGCAUCGCUGAAGAGAGCAACACACCAGAGAGCAGUGUCCCCUCCAAAUGCUCCUCAGACUCUGAUCUCAGCUCCAGCAGCACCAACUCUCCUCAGAGGCGAUCGGUCUGCGAUGAGAAUGGUGACAAGAGCACACGCAGUCAGAGCCCAGAGGAGGCGGAGCUAGAAACAAAGCAGUCAGACUCUGUGCCAGGUGUACCAAAGUCUGAGGCGACGAGCCAGGAACUCGGCAGCCCUCCUGAAUCUGAAGGUGGCGAUACCCGUCAGGGUCUUGAUCAGGACGUUGUGGGCGGUCCACCAUCAGAGGAAGCUAAACCCAGACCUGCACCAGUUCCUGCUCCGCGUGUCUCCUUCCGCUCCACUGGUGGACGGCCCCUCAUCUCUCCAUCAAACCAGGAGAAGACGGCGGAAGCAUCGGUCAACCAGGAGACAUCAGAGUCCAGAGAAGACUCCACAUCCCACAGUCCACCUGGUUUUCUGUACAAGGGGGUGGCGAUGGAGAGCAACCAAGCGUCUGAAGGACAGCUGCAGUUUGAAGAGGGGGACAUCAUCCUGGUGCUCACUGGAACUCAAGAGCUGGAAGGUCAGCUGAUGGGGAUCAGGGAGGAGACCUGGAACCAGCACCAGGAUGUUGAAAACCACUCUGGGAUCUUCUCAGGAAAACUAAUCCAGCCUGUCCAGGAGGAGUGAGGCAACAGACCCUGUCACACUGUAAUUUCUGUUCAUCACGGCACCUCGGCUACACGCGUGUAACCACUCAUGGGGAGGGUUCCAGAGGUUUAGGGUGGAGAAGCAUUACAGACGAGCUCCAUAUAGAUCUCCUACAUGCGAUGCUGAUGCUGAUGAUGAUGAUGCCACUUGUUGCAAUAGAACAGCUGAUCUGAUAACGGUUUACAAGUGUUUGGGAAUGUUUCCGUACUUCUUGGUCUUUGUAUGCUUUUAAAUGUUUCUGAGCCACUGUGAAACAAUGAUUUUAAUUUUUUAUCUUUUGACAAAAUCUUAAUAAAGCUCUAAAUAAGA
Molecule: messenger RNA, 2214 nt
Organism: Nothobranchius furzeri (turquoise killifish)
Lineage: Eukaryota; Metazoa; Chordata; Actinopteri; Cyprinodontiformes; Nothobranchiidae
Gene: bin2b
Product: bridging integrator 2b
Biological process (GO): phagocytosis, engulfment; podosome assembly; plasma membrane tubulation
Cellular component (GO): podosome; plasma membrane; phagocytic cup
Molecular function (GO): phospholipid binding; protein binding
Source: RefSeq, a predicted model, not a curated record